Emericellopsis atlantica is the source of this 842-nucleotide messenger RNA. RefSeq lists its product as uncharacterized. The transcript has 2 exons. Bases 360 to 689 code for a protein of 109 amino acids. The record is from RefSeq and is a predicted model, not a curated record. NCBI's taxonomy places the organism in Eukaryota, Fungi, Ascomycota, Sordariomycetes, Hypocreales, Bionectriaceae.
CCGUUGCCGGCGUCGAAAUUGGACUCAACGAACUGGGUGGGGUUGCCGCUAUUAAUUACUGCCUGUAUCUACUUGUACAGGGAGCAUUUUAGGUGGGGGACCUCUCCCCUCGAGGCCCUGAAUCAUGUCGUCAGGAGAAUGAUCCAGGAGGCCACGGACACGUUGAUUCAUCGAAGGCUUUGACUCGUCACAUCGAUCUUCUUGUAAUUAUACAAAGUCUUUACUCUUGGGAUUUAAUAGGUCUCAACACCACAGAACUCUCUGCUUAUGCUGCUCUCCCCCACGCGGCACACCUCUCGCACCUUGCAAUGGCCUUCAAUUGGCCAUGACGCAUACAUCCGCCGCGAACCUCCUAAUAAAUGGCUCAGUCGCAGCCAGAUCACUUCAUCGAACUAUGGUGCUAUGCAGGAAUCCUGCUUCUGUUGCUUUGCAUGCACUCUCAAGCAGCAUGUGCAUGUAGGUAUGUUCUUCACGGUUCUUGCUUGCUCACUGGCGCUGUUGGAGUGCAUCAAACCAGUGAAUUAGGCCCCGUGUUCCCUCUUCGGCCACAGUACGUCGCGACAAACCGGUGCUGGGAUAUUCUACUACUAGUAAUGACGAAGGCGAGCCAUAUGGGAGUGUUCAUCGACUCAAGUGUUUCCCCUGACAGCAGUGCAAUGGCGUUUUGGACUAACAAAGUGCCCCUGUAACCCGGACGAUCUAAUGAUCCAAUCACCCCAAGCUUCACGCCAUCGCGACUCGCAAGUUCAAAACUCAAACAGUCUUGAAACUCAGGUAGCAGGCAUAGGGAAUAGUAGCAUCGGCCGAGCACUGGACCAAAGCUGUUCCCAUCGCAAGGAUCG